AUGGAGCAGGAGGUCUGCCCCGCCAAGGCAGAGCCGACACUCUCCUUUACGCAGGGCUUCAUCCUCGGUCAGCUCUCUGUCGUAAUCAUUCUUGCUGCGUUCAUCAGGUUCUUCAUUUUUGGCGACCCUCCGUCUCCUGAAGCUACGGCUGCCGCCCGUGCCUCCGAGCGACGACAGCGCACCCUCUCCCACAAGAAAUCUAUCCUCAGUUUACGAGAGGCCCGCGAGAAGGUUCAGAAGCAACAACAACAGAAGCAACAACAACAACAGGAUAGCCAACAAAAACAGGAUGGGCUGCAGCCGGCACCGACUCUUGGCAAGAAGAAAUCGAGCAUCCUCCGUACAGGUCCCCCCAACCUAACAAUUGGCGCUAUUCUCGAGAAGACCUACUACAAAGUCGAUAGCCACCAGCCGGAGAGCCUCGACUGGUUCAACGUCCUGAUUGCGCAGACAAUUGCGCAGUUCCGCAGCGAUGCCCAGCACGACGAUGCCAUCUUAAGCUCACUGACGAAGGCGCUCAAUGGAGCCUCGCGGCCCGACUUCGUCGAUGAGAUUCGGGUGACGGAGCUUAGUCUGGGAGAGGACUUUCCCAUAUUCAGCAACUGCCGCAUCAUCCCAGUUGACGAGGAUGGGCUGAGCUUCGAGCCUCGGCGCGGGGGUUUUGAUGCUAGUUGGCUCACCCGGCCAGGUGCCCGGUUGCAGGCACGGAUGGACGUCGAUCUGAGCGACAUGAUUACGCUGGCGGUUGAGACGAAGCUGCUGCUCAAUUUCCCCAAGAAGCUGAGCGCAGUUUUACCGGUAGCGCUGGCUGUGUCUGUCGUACGGUUUAGUGGCACACUGUCCAUCUCUUUCAUCCCCAGCAAUCCAUCCGAGAACACGCCGACCAAGAUGACGUUCACUUUCCUUGAUGAUUACCGGCUCGACUUCUCGAUCCGCAGUUUGCUCGGCAGCAGGUCACGUCUACAGGACGUGCCAAAGAUCGCACAGCUGGUCGAGUCGCGGCUACAUCGAUGGUUCGACGAGCGCUGCGUGGAGCCGCGGUUCCAGGAGAUCGCGUUGCCCAGCAUGUGGCCGCGCAAGAAGAAUACGCGCGGCGGCGACGAAGCCAUCGCCGAGUCGAUUAGCAAAGCAAAGGGUAUGGAAAUAGCUAGGGAGUUGAGAGAAGAAGCUGCGAGGAGUAGUAGAGAGGUUGAGACUGAGGCGGAUGCGCGCACUGACAGGAUCCUCCACGAAUCGCUGAGAUAUCGACGACGACCGAGAGUUUCGAAUCUUUUUGAUGACGGGCCGCUUGCUGGACAGAUGCCAGGACCGAUGCCGGGGUCGAUGCCGGGAGUCGACUUGCCUUCGCCGUAG
Molecule: messenger RNA, 1353 nt
Organism: Thermochaetoides thermophila DSM 1495
Lineage: Eukaryota; Fungi; Ascomycota; Sordariomycetes; Sordariales; Chaetomiaceae
Product: putative mitochondrial outer membrane protein
Exons: 2
Coding region: 1-1353 (450 amino acids)
Biological process (GO): mitochondrion organization
Cellular component (GO): ERMES complex
Molecular function (GO): lipid binding
Source: RefSeq, a predicted model, not a curated record